Messenger RNA from Talaromyces proteolyticus, 1371 nucleotides. Its product is annotated as putative Golgi integral membrane protein. Gene Ontology annotation, biological process: regulation of intracellular pH. Gene Ontology annotation, cellular component: vacuole; membrane. The annotation marks the transcript as partial. Lineage: Eukaryota; Fungi; Ascomycota; Eurotiomycetes; Eurotiales; Trichocomaceae. The transcript is spliced from 3 exons. The record is from RefSeq and is a predicted model, not a curated record.
GGUGAUAUGCCCGAUUCGCAGACAGACAGCCUCGACCGUCCCAUGCCGUUGCCUCUCCCUGGAAGCCCUGGCGCAUCAUGGGCGGCCUUCCGGGACAGGUUCAAAAUCCUUUUCAAUGAUGCCGAUCCUCGUGUUUGUACCGCCUUCUGGUUCUUUGGCCUGAUUAACAAUGUCCUCUAUGUCAUCAUCCUCUCAGCCGCCCUCGACCUCGUCGGUUCUGGCUUUCCGAAAGGCGUUGUGCUGCUGGCCGACGUCAUGCCAUCGUUUGCGACAAAGUUGACGGCGCCAUACUUCAUCCACCUAGUACCCUACUCCGUCAGAGUCCUAAUAUUCGUGUUUCUCUCCGUGGUGGGAAUGCUCAUUAUUGCGCUUACGCCUUCGACUACCGAUGGCGCCGCGAUUUCCUCGAAACUGGCUGGUAUAGUCCUGGCAAGUCUUUCGAGCGGCGCUGGAGAGCUCAGCUUUCUUGGGCUGACGCAUUACUACGGACCGUUCAGCCUUGCAGCAUGGGGUAGUGGGACGGGCGCAGCUGGGCUUGUUGGGGCAGGCGCGUAUGCCAUUGCGACCACUUCCUUCGGUCUCAGCGUCAAAACAACACUGUUGGCGUCCGCCUGUUUGCCAGCGAUUAUGCUGAUAAACUUUUUUAUGGUCCUGCCGCUGGAGCCGCUUCGCUAUAUCUCUAAAACUCGGUCGGAAUACCAGCCGAUCGCUUCUGCGGAUGAUAUUGAAGAGGUUUCAGCGUCCCGCCAGGAUGGGACAUCUAACUCAGGUGGACAGGAAAUAUCGUUAAAAGUACAAAAUGGCACUGCGUGGGCUUCGCUUCAAGCCAAGCUACAGCGUGCUCAAGGGCUCUUCUUCCCUUUCAUGCUGCCUCUACUUCUGGUCUACAUUGCAGAAUACACCAUCAACCAGGGCGUUGCACCCACGCUUCUAUUCCCUUUAAAGGAAACCCCUUUCGAACAAUUCCGAGCCUUUUACCCAGCCUAUAAUGCCGUCUAUCAGAUUGGCGUCUUUAUUUCGCGAUCUUCAACGCCUUUUUUCCGCAUUCACAACUUAUACCUCCCGUCCUUCCUGCAGGUUAUCAACCUGACCCUCCUAACCCUACAUGCCGUGUUCAACUUUCUCCCCAACGUGUACUUCAUUUUCCUGGUGAUUUUCUGGGAAGGUCUGCUCGGCGGGCUUGUCUAUGUUAACACCUUUGCCGAAAUCGGCGACCGAGUGCCUGUAGAGGACCGCGAGUUCUCUCUGGCUGCGGCUACGGUGAGUGAUUCCGCUGGCAUCUGCGUCGCCGGGUUUCUGGGAAUGGCGAUGGAGGUAUGGCUGUGUCGGUGGCAGGUUUCUCGAGGAAGACCGUACUGCAGGCAAUCAUAG